Molecule: messenger RNA, 3008 nt
Organism: Bombyx mori (domestic silkworm)
Lineage: Eukaryota; Metazoa; Arthropoda; Insecta; Lepidoptera; Bombycidae
Product: glutamine synthetase 2 cytoplasmic
Exons: 8
Coding region: 1025-2191 (388 amino acids)
Cellular component (GO): cytoplasm
Molecular function (GO): glutamine synthetase activity
Source: RefSeq, a predicted model, not a curated record
GCGCGACCACCAGUCAAUCUCUAGACCGCCCCGUGAGGCGAUCGAAACAUUUUACGCUCCGACAAAACCUUUCGUAAAUACGUUUUCGCGCAAUAUUCAACACUCGCAUCGAGGGAACAUUUCAAGACAUAAUCGUGCCUUACCUGUUUCAAAAUGGCUGAUACAGCGCAUACCAAAAUAGAAGGUGAGUGAUUAUAACAUUGUGCAUGGGUCAUUUCUAAAAUUACUAUUUCCGAUCGGCACGAGAAAAUACCAUAGACUGUAUGGCAUUUAUGGCAAUAAUUUAUAUAGUAUUCACUAUUAAAUAUCACAAUUUUUUUGUUGAAAUUUAUUUCAUCUAAUCAGAUACACAUUGUCCUUCUGUCAGUAAAACUAAGACGUAUUUCGAGAAUGGGCGUGGUAGGAACAUUCGAGUAUAUUAUUUAUUCGCAUCACAAAUUAAUAUUGGAUUUCAAGUUGGUUUCAUUAUUUAUUUUACAUAAAAGUUGAAGCGCAACGCGAAUUACGUGAUUACUUUACGAAGAAAAUCUAUCUUUGUAACCAGCAAUUCUGACUAUAACCUGGUAUGUAAUUAUAUCUUAAUACAUUGUAGGUACUAUCCGAAAUAAUAUUAGCGGUGUCGUAACUCCUCUGAAGGCAGAAACAACUUCAAUAAAUUAAAAAGAACAUAAAUAAAAUAUUAUUAGAGCAUAUUCUAACAUAAACACAACAACAACAAUAGAACUUAAUAUAACAAACAUCGGCUCGAUCGUAAGCAAUGUUGAGGUUACACGCUCAAAAUUGACAGCAAAUUGUCAUUGAUCAUUUCAAAACAAAUUAUCGUGGUUACGUGCAUAGAUUGGCUUUAUACAAUAAUGAAAUCUUCUGUUUAUAAUACCCCGAUGACCGCAAUAUGAAUCACUUUUUGUCUUUGUUGAAACAUUGAUUAAACAUGCACGUAAUAAUAUAUCAGUUGAAUUAAAAAUUGUGGGUGUACUAAUCAGUCAGACGCGAGAAGCCGACAACCAAUAACAAUAUAUUUGAUAUGCAAACAACAGAAAUGGUAGACCCAGUUAUCGAUCAUCGACCCUAUAAUCCGAAGAUUCUAUCGGGGCCGGUUUUAACCAACUCCCCGAACGCAGUGCUGUCCAAAACGCUACUGAGUCGAUACAAUGAUCUUCCACUGCCGGCUGACAAGAUUCUCGCCACCUACAUUUGGAUCGACGGCUCUGGCGAACACCUGAGGUGCAAAGAUCGCACCUUGAAUUUCAUACCUAAAGCUCCCAAAGAUCUGCCUAUAUGGAACUUCGAUGGCAGCUCAACCAACCAAGCUGAUGGGCACAAUUCUGAUACCUACCUCGUACCUCGUGCUAUUUACAAGGAUCCAUUCCGUCGAGGAAAUCACAUCCUCGUUAUGUGUGAUACGUAUAAAUACAACAUGGAGCCAACAGAGAGCAACAAUCGCAUCAGUUGUCAAGAAGCUUACGACAAAUGCAAGGAUGAUGAGCCCUGGUUUGGGAUAGAACAGGAAUAUAUUUUACUGGAUUCAGAUCUGCGCCCCUUCGGGUGGCCCCCGGGUGGUUUCCCCCCACCGCAAGGGCCAUACUACUGCGGUGUCGGUGCCAACAAAGUCUUUGCCAGAGACCUUGUCGAAGCCCACUAUCGAUGCUGUCUUUAUGCUGGCGUACCGAUUGCCGGUACAAACGCUGAAGUGAUGCCUUCACAGUGGGAGUUCCAAGUCGGUCCCUCAAUUGGAGUGCAUGCUGGUGAUGACCUUUGGGUCGCUCGUUACAUUUUGCACAGACUAGCUGAAGAAUACGGUGUUAUUGUUACGUUUGAUCCUAAGCCCGUUCAAGAUUGGAAUGGAUCUGGCGCUCACACCAACUUCUCUACAAAGAAGAUGAGAAAUGAUAACGGUAUCAUUGAAAUCGAAAAAGCGAUUGAUAAACUCUCCAAAGUGCAUAUGAAGCACAUUAAGGUUUAUGAUCCUCGCGGUGGAAAAGAUAAUGAGAGAAGGCUGACUGGUCUUCAUGAAACUGCCAGUAUUAAUGACUUCAGUGCAGGCGUGGCUAAUCGUGGUAGCAGUAUCAGAAUACCUCGCUCUGUCGCUGAAGAUAAGAAGGGUUAUUUGGAAGAUCGUCGACCGGCUUCAAACUGUGACCCGUACUCUGUGAUCGAUGCGCUCAUGCGUACUUGUAUUCUUAAUGAAUAACACUGAAUAAAAUGAUGUAUAACUCACUGUUGCGCCACGUGUCACCUAAAAACUGCAACUCACCAUACGCGUAGGGUAAAUUGAUUCCUCUAAAAAGAGGAAUAAAUGGAACGGUACAAAAUGGAAUAUAAUAAACGAAGCCUUCAUAAGCACUGCACAAUAAUAGGUAUUUAGACAGACACGUGAUAUAUAAUGCGCUUAAUAAUGGACCAUUUAAAGAUAUUAAAACUAUAAUCGUAAUAAAUAUUUCUACGAAUAUUAUGUGAUAUUUAAAUUGUUACUUUCAUGUUAAAUAAUUUAAUCGAAUAAGUAAUCACAUAUCAUUAUUUGUAAUAAAUUCAUUUAAUACAAAUAAAAUUAAUACUAUUUACUAUUGUUUACUGGACGAUCGGGACGAUCAGAAAAGGUGACAUUGGAACAACUUACUAAUUCAUUAGUAUUUUAGGACCUAAUAAUAGACUAGUAUAUAAUCUAAACAUUAGAACUAACAAAGAUAGUAUAAACACAUUGUUGAACAUAAUAAUAUGAGAACUAACAUGAUGUUAUUAAAUUAUUUAUAAGAUAUCUGUUUGUGAAAGCAACAGAAAACUCGGAGCCUUUUUGAAACAUGAGCACUUAUGAAUAAAUAUCUAAAUAAUGAAUAAUUACAACUAUUUGAAAUAUAUUAGCGCACAAAGUAUAUUCGCGUAUUUUGGUUAUUUUUUUGGUUAUUUGUAUCUUUAUAUGCUAUAAAGUUGCUAUUAAUAAAACUAUUUAUAUGUUACUAUAUAAAAUAUAAGACGUUAAAAGAAAUAAAGUAUAAUUUUGUUGUACUGUU